UUCAACUGACGGUUUCCGGAUAGAAUAAAAUGAGGUACAUUUCGACGUAAAAAGACUUGGUUAACGCAUAAAAUGUUUCAACUCAGAAUUUUACUUCGACAAGCCUCCAGGGGUCUAACGAAAAGUUCUGAUAAACUGGUUGCUGCGAGAUGUCUCCAAACGCAAACUUCUGACAAUGCUGCUCAAGGCGCAGUUUCAGCUAAAAGUGAGGAUUUCUCAGAAAUAAGGAAGGACAUGCCUGCAAAAGAAAUGAGACCACUUUAUCUGGAUGCACAAGCAACAACACCUUUGGAUCCUCGUGUUUUGGAUGCCAUGCUGCCAUACUUUGUUAGUUACUAUGGAAACCCACAUUCAAGGACUCAUGCAUAUGGAUGGGAAAGUGAGGCUGCUGUGGAAAAAGCCAGACAACAAAUAGCAACAAUAAUUGGUGCAGACCCCAGGGAGGUUGUGUUCACCAGUGGAGCUACCGAGUCCAACAACAUUGCAGUCAAAGGCGUGGGGAGGUUCUACAAAAGCAAGAAAAAGCAUGUCAUUACAACACAGACAGAACACAAAUGUGUCCUAGAUUCCUGCAGAGUUUUAGAAGCAGAAGGCUUUGAUGUCACUUACUUACCUGUGCAGACAAAUGGAUUGAUUGAUUUACAGAAACUACAGGAUGCAAUUCGACCCGAUACUGGCCUAGUGUCAAUAAUGAUGGUCAAUAAUGAAAUUGGUGUCACUCAACCAGUAAAGGAGAUUGGUGAGAUGUGCCGUGCCAACAAGAUAUUUUUCCACACUGACGCAGCUCAGGCCGUCGGUAAAGUGCCUGUAAAUGUGAAUGACAUGAAGAUAGAUCUGAUGUCCAUCAGUGGACACAAGCUAUAUGGACCUAAAGGUGUCGGAGCCCUUUAUGUGAGGCGUCGGCCUAGAGUGAGGGUAGAUGCUCCCCAGAGUGGAGGAGGGCAGGAGAGAGGAAUGAGGAGUGGCACUGUCCCCACCCCUCUCUGUGUGGGCUUAGGCUCAGCUUGUGAGAUUGCUAUGCAGGAAAUGGAGUAUGACCACAAGAGGAUCACAGCUCUGUCCAACAGACUGAUUGACCGUCUUCAGUCGGCACUCCCCAAGGUUAUCCGGAACGGCGAUCCAGAACAAUCCUAUCCAGGGUGUGUGAAUUUGUCCUUUGCCUUUGUGGAAGGAGAGAGUUUACUGAUGGCACUGAAGGAUGUUGCUUUAUCUUCAGGGAGCGCCUGUACAUCUGCAUCCCUGGAGCCCUCCUAUGUAUUGAGAGCGAUUGGUGCUGAUGAAGAUCUGGCACAUUCAUCAAUCAGGUUUGGGAUAGGGAGAUUUACAACAGAGGAAGAACUGGAUUACACUGCAGACAAAUGUAUUGACCAUGUUACACGUCUGCGAGAGAUGAGUCCAUUGUGGGAAAUGGUACAGGAAGGAAUUGACCUGAAGAAUAUUCAAUGGUCUCAGCACUGAGAUACCCUCUGGACAUACCGCGUCUGGAAGGAUUGCCACGAAGACUGAUUGGGAUUCACUUUGCUGAACCUACAAAUCAGCACAGGGUACUCCACAGCCCUGUUGUGUUGUGUGUAUUUACAAUUAACUCCUAUAAAAACAUCUGCCUGUAGAUGUGACGCUUUCUUUAAUGAAUCGGAUAUAAAUAUUACAUAAGGAAGAAAGCCUGAUCGGGGUGAAUAUAUUACAUCAUGGUUAUUGAUAUUGUUGAAACACAGUAUAUUGUUCAACUUGAGGUCUGUUUAGUACAUACAUUUACUUCAUAUAUCAGUCAGUACAAGUCUGCAAAUUCCCCUCCCAAAUAAGCUGGGGCUUAAAGUCUUAAGAUAUAGUUCUCAUAUUUCUUAAUUGAGGUAUAACACAGAUUGUAUUGUUAUGUGUACUUUAAUUUGUUACAUCACAGGAACUCAUAUAUCUACGUGAAGUUAUAAACAGAAAGAAUAUUUUAAUGUUUUCCAUUGAAGAUCUUAUAUAUGUUUCAUACGGUUACCGGAAUACUAUUUUGUUAGUGAGUUAAUUGUGAGUAAAUAUUGAGGAAAUAUUGAAUAACAUAUACAUUGUACAUGCACUUUGCCACUCAAGUGAAAUCAUUAACAAACAUAAACUUUUCUAUUUAAAAUUUUUGAAACUAAUUUUUGUUGGAAAACGGAAUCUUUUAAAUUCUGUGUCAACUCUGGGGCUGUGAUCACAUGAUAUUUCUGUUUUGUCCAUUGCUGAUGGCAAUACCAGGGACCCAUUCUUUCUGCUAGACAAAAAUCAUGUCGGUUUACAUUUAAGAUAUGUAUGUUCAGGAAAAGUGACCCAUUAUUACAGUUUAUCUACACAGAUUUAACUCUCGUUACUUCUCAAUCUGGACAGACAUUUGUAGUCUCAGUGUUGAUAAUGGAGCAGUGACUGUUCUGAUUUCUCACUAAUCAGAUUGAUAUGAAAAAUAGUAUUUGAUAUAAGUUGAUAUUGCACAGCUAAGAAUGUAAUAAAUACUAUGUUUCAGCUUGAAGUGAUUGUUGACCUAAUUAUGUUACCUUUAAUCUCUAUGGCAGGGUAUUAAGUUUUAUGAAUUGACUUCAUUAGCUUCAAAUACCCAAAUGAAAAGUGGUGUCACUUGCUACUGCUUUUCAGUGUGUGUUGAGUUGGUCUUAAAUAAAUGUGAAGUCUUGUUAUAUUGAAUUCUUUGGACAUAUGUGUAGACUUGCUUCCAUAUAUCUAGAUGUGUCAUUAACAUCCCAAUGGCCAGACUAUUUCAGAUGUACAGUUAUCAGUAAAGAAAAGGUAAGAUAAAUCUGGUUGGAAUAAAAACAAUGUAAUUUAAUUAGACUUAAUUAGAAUUUUGCUAGUAGUAGCUCCAAUAUAUUAAAUAAUAGAGCAAAAAUACAUAUUAUUCUAAAAUCCCUAUUGUGUUCUCACCAGUGUUGGGAUGUCAUUUAAAGCUGUUAUUUACAAUUUGUUUAAUGUACAAUUAUACAUCUUAUACUUAACAGGUAGGUUUCAAUAAAUUGUUUGAUCACAUGAC
Mizuhopecten yessoensis (Yesso scallop) is the source of this 3007-nucleotide messenger RNA. Its product is annotated as cysteine desulfurase, mitochondrial-like. Gene Ontology annotation, biological process: [2Fe-2S] cluster assembly. The record is from RefSeq and is a predicted model, not a curated record. The transcript has 13 exons. Bases 73 to 1458 code for a protein of 461 amino acids. Gene Ontology annotation, molecular function: cysteine desulfurase activity; pyridoxal phosphate binding. NCBI's taxonomy places the organism in Eukaryota, Metazoa, Mollusca, Bivalvia, Pectinida, Pectinidae. Gene Ontology annotation, cellular component: nucleus; mitochondrion; cytosol.